Molecule: messenger RNA, 885 nt
Organism: Cyclocybe aegerita
Lineage: Eukaryota; Fungi; Basidiomycota; Agaricomycetes; Agaricales; Hemipholiotaceae
Source: the annotation of a GenBank genome assembly
UGUGGCAGUACAACAAGCGCUUGAUCUUCGAUCACCUUCUACCACAGAUGGCGCAUGUCUCCUUUUUUGGCAGUUGUUGCCGCUUGUCCUUGCGCCAGCAGACCAAUUCGAGCACCUUUGGCAGUCGCUUUGGCCCGUCGGUGCACCCCACGAGUGGCAUCCAGACCUUAAGACCUGACGACAGCACCGGCGCACAUACCGUCUUGCCUAGGCCGGCACCCAUCACAGAGUUGACUGCCGAACAACUCGAAUAUGGACUGGCAGUCUUAUCACAACAUCUUAGGAGGUUGCACCCCAAGGAACUCAAGCAAGGUCCCUUCGAACUCGUCGUGUCCGGGGGCGCAUGCGCCGUCCUUCUCCUUUGUAGUCGUACCACCGCAAAGGCAAUCGACGCAUACACCACUAAUCACCACCAAUUCCGUCAAAUACGAGCAGCAAAGGAUGCCGCCUGCCAACAUGAGCUGCAGCACUACCCGUAUGACUGGCUCAACUGGGAAAUGCUCGCCAACGUCUUCACCCACCGCGAAUGCGACUCUCUUUUCGCCAACUCGAUCAGGAUGAACGAGGUGCUUUACGAGUCUAAGGAACUGAUAUUGUAUGCAGCGGACUGGACUUUCCAACUGGCAACAAAGAUAGGUCAGAUCUCGUACAUGAGGAUGGCAGGCUUGAACAACGCAGUGGAUGCCCAACGUCUUGGGAGGUACAUUCAGGAUGCCGCCCAUUCGUUGCGAGUUAUUGUUGAGCGUAACGAGGGGCCAGUGAAGUGCAAUCAGUGGAAAACCUGGUACCACCAAGGUGCUCUCCUGCGAAAGGAGGACCUCAGGCUUGUUGAGAAACGAUAUCAGGAAAUAUAUGGUAGCAGUCCUGGGCUUUUCCUGAAUUGAA